UCCCCCACUUUUCCCUCCCCUCGAGACCCACCCCACCCCAUGAACCUAAGUAGGCCACCCAAACUAGAUCAAGAUUUAGAUCUUUCCUCCCCUCAUUGAUGACUACACUUCCCAUUUUGGCUACACCAUGCCACCACCACCACCAUCAUCCCCCGCCGCCGCCUCCGCCGCCUCAUUCAUUUUUCUCAUAGCAGUGGUUCCGUUCUUGACCACCGUAGCGUCGUCCCAGAGCUGCUCAGCAGCGUUACCGGAAAGCAAAAUCUUGUGCCCACCAUUCACCUCUCCGCCGCCGUUUCCCUUCUCAUUCUCCGCCGGCUGCGGCCACCCUUCUUUCCAAGUUCACUGCUUGCCGUCCUCUGGGGCUACCAUUUACAUCAAUAAUCUAUCCCCCCCCCCCCCUCCCCCCAACCCCUCCCCAGCCCCUCGCCCCACCACCCCACUCCGUAACUGCACUUCAACCUCCAUUCUCUCCACCCUCAACAGAUCCAUUUCGUUUUCCGGGUCUCCUUUCCGGGUCUCCGAUUCUUCAUGCUCCCGCCUCUCCGUUCUCAGACCUUGCGCACCUCCAAAUCUUCCUAACUGCAGCCGCUGUUCUUGGGAAUGCAAGCUCAUCAAGAAUCCCCUCCACCUUAUACACGAAUGUCAGAUCCACUCCACUCGCCACCGCGAGGACUUUCAGCCUGAAUGCCAAGGGGAUGUUCUUGGAGUUCUUGAUAGCAUACUGAGAAUAGGAUUUGAAGUGGAGUGGGAUGAAGAUCAAGACCCUUAUUUUUCUAGCUGCAAAUCUUGCAGAGCCAGCAAUGGAUUCUGCGGGUUCAAUUCAUCCGACCCGAGGAAACCAUUCAUUUGUUUUCCAUCCGAAGCAAGAAUUCGACAGCAAAUCCCAAAUAGGAUUGCCAUUUUGUCUAUAACUUCUUUGUUCAUCUGUUUCUUGAUUGCUCUCUCCAUUGGUGUUGUCGUUUUCCGGUCCAAGAGAAGAGCUCUGCUGGAUGCAGAGGAAGACCCCACCAUUAUCUUCCUCCGGCGCCACCGCUCCGCCAGCCUACUUCCGCCGGUGUUCACCUACGAAGAGCUCGACGCAUCCACCAAUCGUUUCGACCCCAAACGCAAAAUUGGCGAUGGAGGAUUUGGUUCUGUCUAUUUAGGCCAGCUCCAGGACGGUCGACUGGUCGCCGUAAAACAUCUCCACAAGCACAAUUCAGCAGUAGCUGGUGGAGAAAAAGGGUUCUCAAAGAAAUCAUUUUGCAAUGAGAUCUUGAUAUUGUCAUCGAUUGACCAUCCGAAUUUGGUUAAGCUUCAUGGUUAUUGCAGUGAUCCUAGAGGCUUACUCUUGGUGUAUGAUUAUGUGCCCAAUGGUACUCUAGCUGAUCAUCUCCAUGGAAAGCAGAGCUUGUAUAGAAAAGGGGCCUUAACAUGGAACACAAGAGUCGAAAUCGCCCUCCAGACGGCAAUGGCGAUAGAGUACUUGCACUUCUCAGUAGUGCCGCCUGUAGUUCACAGAGACAUCACUUCAUCAAACAUUUUUGUCGAGAAAGACAUGAGAGUUAAAGUUGGUGAUUUCGGGCUAUCAAGACUCCUAGUAUGCUCCGAAACGACAAUGGCAUCGAGCAACCCAUCUGAGGGUGUGUGGACGGGGCCUCAAGGCACUCCAGGAUACUUGGAUCCUGAUUACUACAGGUCAUUCAGGCUUAACGAGAAGAGUGACAUUUACAGCUUCGGAGUCGUGUUAUUGGAGCUGAUCACGGGAAUGAGAGCCGUGGAUCAAACCAGGGAGAAAUGGGAAAUGACGUUGGCAGACAUGGUGGUGCCAAGAAUCCAAAUGGGAUUGUUGCACCAGGUGGUGGACCCUGUUUUAGUAGUAGAUGGGGAGGCAAUGGAGGGCGUGAGUGCCGUGGCAGAGCUUGCAUUCCGUUGCGUUGCAGCUGAUAAAGAUGAUCGACCGGAUGCCCGGGAGGUGGCGGCGGAGCUGAGGAUGAUAAAGGGCCGCGGCCGGGGCGGCGGAAGUGGGAUGUUGAGGGGCUCAAAUUCUAGCAACGUGGUGGUUCCUGAUGGGGUUGGAGGGCUAAUGGUUUGAAUGAGAAAGUGGGGUUGGUUUAAUUUAAUUGGUUGGUCAAUAGGGCGCACACAUGUGGGGGCUUUUGACUGGGAAAAGCUGUCAGAUGUUUUUCUUUGGUUUUGGAUGAAUCGAAUGUUAAUACAUGAAAUUGCUGCUAGGUUUUCUACUACUUUGUUUUCCAAUUUCACCGUGACAUAUUAAUCUUUAGGUUCUUUCACAAUUGCAAAUUUACUUUUAA
Messenger RNA from Sesamum indicum (sesame), 2294 nucleotides. Its product is annotated as Protein kinase superfamily protein. Gene Ontology annotation, molecular function: protein kinase activity; ATP binding. Lineage: Eukaryota; Viridiplantae; Streptophyta; Magnoliopsida; Lamiales; Pedaliaceae. The record is from RefSeq and is a predicted model, not a curated record. Gene Ontology annotation, biological process: protein phosphorylation.